This is a messenger RNA of Cladocopium goreaui, 566 nucleotides long. The record is from the annotation of a GenBank genome assembly. NCBI's taxonomy places the organism in Eukaryota, Dinophyceae, Suessiales, Symbiodiniaceae.
GUAUGCGCUUGCCGGAGAAACAUCAUGGCUUUCAUGGGAUGCCAAAGAUUGCAUCCAUGAAGUCGAGAUUGUGUCGAGCGAGUUGCACGCUAGCUUGUAUAACUGGAAGCAUGGGAAACUGCAGGAGCUACAGUCGUCUGUCGCGGAAGUCGAGGCCCUCCAACAAAUAUGCGCUCGUCCCUUUGACCAGAUCAGAGCCUGAUGCAAAUGUAUCAACCAUGGAGCAUCGGCAGAAAGUGGAUGACAUCCUUCGAGAUGCUUGGAGAGGCAUCGACGGAUAUGAUACGACCGGGAACGAUAGGGAAUCUGGUGACUUUGAGAUGGAUGGAGGUUUCAGCCCAACAACCUAUGGGGAGCUGACGCCCUCUGGUGCGCGGCAUCUUGCAAGAGCCAUGGGUAUUGACCAGACAGAUGCAAAGUCGGGGCCCUUUGUUUUCAUGGACCUAGGCAGCGGCCUGGGGAAGUUGGUAGUUCAGGCUUAUUUGGAGUGGCCAUCAGUGCGCCGGUCCGUGGGGAUUGAGAUAGCUGCAGAGCGUGCGAAGUCUGCUAGCCAGGUAGCAAGCUGA